AUGCUUUAUACAAUUCGUCAAAUGGAAAGAUACGGACAAAAUGCUGUCAACAGGAAAAAGGAGUUUAUUUUAAUAAGUAUAGCAUUGUAUGUGUGUUAUGUGGCCUAUGGUCUGGCAUAUAACAUAUGGGGGCCCACGUGGGUGGACCUGGUGGAACUGAUGGGUAGUGAUCAGGUGAACAUGGCUUAUGGUAACUCAUUAAUGGCAUUGGGGUACACUAUUGGAGCAUUUUGU
Messenger RNA from Medioppia subpectinata, 234 nucleotides. The record is from the annotation of a GenBank genome assembly. NCBI's taxonomy places the organism in Eukaryota, Metazoa, Arthropoda, Arachnida, Sarcoptiformes, Oppiidae.